UUCCUUUAUGCAGCAACACAUAAAGAAAUCCAACAUGAAUAUAAUGAAGAUAUUUUACUUGUUUUUGAUUGAGUGCAUCAUCAUAGGAAUCAGCCUACCUUUUGCGGAGACUAAAAUUGAAGUCCCUACGACGGUGACUGCAGGUCAAAUUGAAUUAAACGGUGAAGUAGAAGAUGCAACCGUCGACUCCUGCCCUGAAUGCAAAUAUACAGGAUAUAUUAUAAUAUUAUCGGCUAUGGUAACAAUUGCAUUGCCAGGAGCAUUUGGAUGGUAUCUCUAUUACCGACUAAAGAAGAGGAAUGCAAUGACCGAUGAAGAAAAGGCAUUGGAAGAUUCAAAGCCUGAUACUUUUACUUCAAAAAUACAUUUGUGGUUGGCUACAAACUGCACUGUUGAAAAGUUCAAGCUCCUCUACAACACAGUGAGAGAGAAUAAGACAGUAGAAAAAAUAAUUGUGUGGUUAUCAACAAACUGCACUGCUGAAAAGUUCAAGCUCCUCUUUGACAGACUGAGAAAGAAAAAGCCAAUCUACGAUGAAGAAAAGGCAAUUGAGAAAUCACAGCCUGAAUCUACACCCUCUAAAUCUGAAACUACUGCAAGGGAUAUGCUUGACACGGGCGAGAAGACAGCCACGACUAAGGAAGAUAAGGAAGACAGUGCAACUAAACAGAUCAAAGUCACAAAGAAGAAAAAGGCUUCUGUAAAACAAAGUACAGAUGAGCCAGUACAACCUGAGCAAAGCCCACAAACACUUGCUUUGCCUAAAAAGAUCAAAGUCAUAAAGAAGAAAAAGAAAAAGGCUCCUGUGAAAAAAUCUGUGGAAGAGUCAAUUAAUUCUGUAAAACAAAGUACAGAUGAGCCAGUACAACCUGCGCAAAGUCCACAAACACUUGCACUGCCUAAAAAGAUCAAAGUCAUAAAGAAGAAAAAGGCUCCUGUGAAUAAAUCUGUGGAAGAGUCACUUAAAACACCUUCUGUAAAACAAAGUACAGAUGAGCCAGUACAACCUGAGCAAAGCCCACAAACACUUGCGCUGCCUAAAAAGAUCAAAGUCAUAAAGAAGAAAAAGAAAAAGGCGCCUGUGGAUAAAUCUGUGGAAGAGUCAAUUAAAACUCUUUCUGUAAAACAAAGUACAGAUGAGCCAGUACAACCUGAGCAAAGCCCACAAACACUUGCGCUGCCUAAAAAGAUCAAAGUCAUAAAGAAGAAAAAGAAAAAGGCUCCAGUACAACCUGAGCAAAGUCCACAAACACUUGCACUGCCUAAAGAAAAUGCUUAUGCUGUCGAUGUAACAGAAGCAGAACAGCAGCCAAUGGCCCCACUUGCAGUGAGUGUUUUAUCCACAGAAACGAAAGAUGUUCAAACAGAAAUCUCCAUAUCACCAAUUAUUCCAGAGUGCCAACAACCUUUAGUAGAAAGCCAGGAAGAAACUCCUUGUAACAUUUAUUAUAAGAGGAAAAUAGUUUUGACAUGGGUGGAGGAGAUCACGGAUGAUGAAGAGGAAACAUCUACUCCCCAAGUAAAAGAAUUCCAUAAAUAGAUCGACCAUAACAGCUAACGAUACAACAUUGAGUUGAUUUGGAUCCAUUAUCCGAGGAACACUUUCGAUUUACUGAGAAUAUUUCUACAAACCCAGACAAAUGGAUAAUAAUAAAUAAAAUAAUCAAUAUUUAUUGCUUUACAGAAAAUGUAUAUUUAUUCCAGAGGUGUAAUAAUAAAGGGUGCAGUGGUUACAACUCAACUGCAGCCUAGUCAAGUGAUAUAUUUGGGCCACAUGAUUUCUAUCAAAAGUUAAAAGGCGAAGGGAUAUGGGUGGAUAGAGGGCCGGGUGGUGAUUGGUGUAUGGGAGGUGGAAGUGGAUCCAGACCUUCAUUUUGCUUUGUGACCUAUAGGACUUAGAUUACGCCCCUGUUAUCUUUAUCAUCUGGCAGCAUUAAAGAGAU
This is a messenger RNA of Xenopus laevis (African clawed frog), 1943 nucleotides long. Its product is annotated as mediator of DNA damage checkpoint protein 1-like. The record is from RefSeq and is a predicted model, not a curated record. The coding region runs from base 8 to 1540 and encodes 510 amino acids. NCBI's taxonomy places the organism in Eukaryota, Metazoa, Chordata, Amphibia, Anura, Pipidae. The transcript has 12 exons.